AUGUCGAACCUCAAUUUCCCUUACUCGAGCGCUCCUCUGCGCACCGUGGAGGAGAUUCAGUUUGGCCUCUUCUCGGCCAAAGAAACUGAACGCCUCGCGGUCAUCGACAUCGAAUAUCCUGAGACGAUGGAUGAGCAGCGCCUCAGACCUCGCGAGAAAGGUCCCAACGAUCCUGCUCUUGGUACGAUCGACCGUAACUUCAAAUGCAGUACUUGUGAAGAAAACAUGGCUGAAUGCCCUGGUCACUUUGGCGUCAUCAAGCUUGCAACUCCGGUCUUCCACUACGGGUUCAUGACCAAGGUCAAGAAGAUUCUGGAGACGGUCUGUCACAACUGUGGCAAGAUCAAGGCACUUGAUUCCGAAGAAUUUCGUCACGCCGUUUCUCUCCGAGACCGAAAACGACGCUUCGACGCCGUGUGGCGGUUGAGCAAGCCUCGGCUGGUCUGCGAAGCGGAUCCUCCUGAAGAUCCUGACCAACCUCUCAAGGGGCCUUCUCAGCCUAAGCAUGGCGGCUGUGGCAAUGCGCAACCAGAGAUACGAAGAACGGGUCUACAAUUGUGGGCGACAUGGAAACCAAGAAAGGGUGAAGAGGACGAAGACAUCACUCCAGACAAGAAGAGAAUCUUUCCCCAGGAUGCGUUGAAUACUUUCCGCACCCUGACCGAUGAAACCUUGGAAAUGAUGGGCCUCAGUCUCGAUUAUGCGCGACCGGAAUGGAUGAUCUUGUCGGCGCUUCCGGUUCCUCCUCCGCCCGUCCGUCCUAGCAUCAGCGUGGACGGCAGCGGUCAAGGACAACGUGGUGAAGACGACCUUACAUUCAAACUCGGCGAUAUUAUUCGAGCCAACCAGGCGGUACUCCGUACUGAAGUCGAUGGGACACCUGAUCACAUCAAGGUUGAUCUUUGCGACCUUCUUCAAUAUCACAUUGCCACGUACAUGGAUAACGAGAUUGCCGGCUUGGACAAAGCGCAGCAUAAGAGUGGUCGACCCAUCAAAUCAAUCCGCGCUCGACUGAAAGGAAAAGAAGGCAGACUGCGCCAGAAUCUCAUGGGAAAACGUGUCGACUUUUCGGCUCGUACCGUCAUCACCGGUGAUCCCAACCUCUCCCUGGACGAAGUCGGUGUUCCGCGAAGCAUCGCCCGCACGUUGACCUACCCGGAGACCGUCACCCGUUUCAACGCGGACAAGCUCAAGCGUCUCGUCGCCAACGGUCCGAAUCUGCAUCCUGGUGCCAGAUAUGUCAUUCGAGACACCGGCGAGCGUAUCGAUCUGCGGCAUCACAAGCGUACCGGAGAUAUGAUCUUGCAAGCCGGCUGGAAAGUCGAACGACAUAUUCAAGAUGGGGAUGUCAUUCUCUUCAACCGUCAGCCAUCUCUCCACAAGGAAUCCAUGAUGGGACAUCGAGUCCGCGUCAUGCCUUACUCCACCUUCCGCCUCAACCUCUCCGUCACCACUCCCUACAACGCUGAUUUCGAUGGGGAUGAAAUGAACUUGCACGUUCCGCAGGGCGAAGAGUCUCGAGCCGAGCUCGCCAAUCUUUGCAUGGUCCCUCGUAACAUUGUGUCUCCGCAACGAAACGGCCCGUUGAUGGGUAUUGUGCAGGAUACUCUGUGCGGUAUCUACAAGAUCUGUCGUCGUGAUGUCUUCUUGAGUCGAGAGCAAGUCAUGAACAUUAUGCUCUGGGUUCCCGAUUGGGAUGGGGUGAUUCCUCAACCCGCUAUCAUCAAGCCCAGACCUCGCUGGACGGGGAAGCAGAUGAUCAGUAUGGUGCUCCCAGCGGCCCUGAACCUUGAAAGACUCGACGCCAAGGGUGAAGACCCAUAUGUGCCUACGAACGACACGGGGCUGAUGGUCCUCGAAGGAAACUUAAUGUUCGGCUUGUUCAGCAAGAAGUUCGUCGGCACCAGUGCUGGUGGGAUCGUCCACACCAUUUUCAAUGAAUUUGGUCAUGAUGCCGCCAUGCAAUUCUUCAACGGUGCACAAACCGUGGUUAAUUAUUGGCUGCUGCAUAACGGCUUCAGCAUCGGCAUUGGUGACACAGUGCCUGACCCCGAAACGGUUCUCAAGGUCCAAGCAGCCGUCGACGCCAAGAAGGCCGAAGUGGACGAAAUCACGAUCCGGGCUUACAAGGAAGACCUGGAACCAUCACCGGGUAUGAACAUCCGCCAAACCUUCGAGAGCAAGGUCAUGAACUCUCUCAAUCAAGCUCGUGACCAGGCAGGCGCUGCAACCGAAGACAGCUUGAAAGAUCUCAACAAUGCCAUCACCAUGGCUCGCGCCGGUUCCAAAGGUUCGACCAUCAACAUUGCACAAAUGACCGCCAUUGUCGGUCAACAGGCUGUGGAAGGCAAGCGUAUUCCGUUCGGCUUCAAGUAUCGCACUCUACCCCAUUUCGCCAAGGACGAUUACUCCGCCCCGUCUCGAGGCUUUGUCGAGAAUUCCUAUCUCCGAGGCUUGACCCCCACGGAAUUCUUUUUCCACGCCAUGGCCGGUCGUGAAGGUCUUAUUGAUACCGCUGUCAAGACUGCCGAGACUGGUUACAUUCAACGCCGACUUGUCAAGGCUCUUGAAGAAGUGACCGUCAAAUACGACUCGACGGUCCGUGACUCGCGUGGAAAUGUCAUUCAAUUCAUCUACGGCGAAGAUGGUCUUGAUGGUGCGCAUAUUGAAAACCAAAAAGUCGACAUCAUCACCAUGUCCGACAAGGCAUUCAACAAUCGCUAUGCUGUUGACAUCAUGAGCGGCGACAUCUCUAUGUGGAGAGGCAAAUUGCUCCAAGCUCGAGAACUUCAAGGUGACACCGAAUUGCAGGAGAUGUUCGAUGAGGAGCUUGAGGCUCUUCGAGAAUCUCGAGACUUCUUACGAAAGAUGGGCAAAGGCACCGAGGAUUCGAUGCAAUUGCCACUCAAUAUUGGCCGAAUCAUCGACCAAGCGCAAAAGAACUUCAAGAUCCGUCGUGGCGACAAGACCGACCUCGAUCCUCGUCAUGUUCUUCCAUCGGUCAAGUCACUGCUGGACCGCCUCAUUGUUGUUCGUGGGGAAGAUGCGAUUUCGAAAGAAGCUCAGAACAAUGCCACUCUUCUCUUGAAGGCACAGCUACGUUCUCGACUCGCAUACAAGCGACUUGUUCUCGAACAUGGGAUCAACCGACUGGCAUUUGACAACAUCAUCGGUGGUGUGGAAAGUCGAUUCAUUGCGGCCGCCGCGGCGCCCGGUGAAAUGGUGGGUGUUUUAGCUGCCCAAUCUAUCGGCGAACCUGCCACCCAGAUGACUCUGAACACGUUCCACUUUACUGGUGUGUCGGCUAAAAACGUGACCUUGGGUGUCCCUCGUCUCAAGGAAAUUUUGAACGUGUCUCAAAACAUCCGAACCCCAUCCAUGACGGUCUACCAACUUCCUGAGAAUGCGGGCGACAAAGAGUCAGCUAAACUCCUUCGAAGUCGCGUCCAACAUACCAAUCUGCGAUCCGUGGCCGAGGCUUGCGAACUGUGGUACGAUCCCGAUAUCCAGAGCACCAUCAUUCCCGAGGAUCUGGACAUGGUCGAAUCUUACUUCAUCAUCCCCGAGGACAGUGAUCAGGAUUUGGCUGCUCACUCUAAAUGGCUGUUGCGUAUCACACUCAGCCGUGCCAAACUUCUCGAUAAGGGCCUCAACAUUCAAGAUGUCGCUUCGAAGAUCAAGUCAACGUACGGAAAGGAUCUCUCGGUCAUUUUUAGCGAUAUCAAUGCCGACGAGCAAAUCAUCCGGAUUCGACUGGUCCAGAACUAUGGUAAAGAUGAGGACGAAGAUCGAAAGGAAGAUGAUGAGGUUCUUCGUCGUUUCUUGAACGAAAUGCUCGACCAUCUGACUUUCCACGGUGUUCCUGGCGUGACUCGAGCCUUCAUUGAUCAGAAGAGCCGUGCCAUCAUCAAUGACGAUAAUUCGGUCUUCAUGGCCAAGAGUGAUCCCCGUUGUAACGAGUAUGUUCUCGAGACCAGUGGCAGUUCUUUUGCAAAGGUUCUCGCAAUCGAAGGUGUUGACACCGCUCGUACCUACACCAACCGCUUCACCGAAGUGUUUGAGGUCCUUGGGAUUGAGGCUACUCGCGCGGCCAUUCUUCGCGAACUGACUCAAGUGUUGUCAUUCGAUGGCUCUUAUGUCAACGCUCGCCACUUGGGCAUCCUGUGCGAUGUGAUGACUUCACGUGGCUACGUCAUGGCUGUCACUCGUCAUGGCAUCAACAAGUCCGAUACUGGGGCCCUCAUGAGAUGUUCUUUCGAACAGACUGUGGAGAUUCUGCUUGAAGCGGCAGCUGCUGGCGAACUAGACGAUUGUCGAGGUGUGUCCGAGAACUUGAUCCUGGGUCAACCUGCUCCUGUCGGCACGGGAACGAUGGAGAUCCUCCUCGACCAGAACAUGCUUUCGACCGUCGUCGACAAUGGCAGUUACGGCCUUGGCGCCGCCAUUGGCGUUAAAAGCUCUCAACAACUCCUCGAUGGCGCUGCCACUCCCUAUGAUUCAGGUUCGCCGAUGCCAGAUAACAACUACCUGGGCUCUCCUGACUACGGUGCUUCCUUCUCACCCAUUGCCGCUUCUGGUUCCGAGACUCCAGGAGGGUUUACCGACUAUCAACCGGGUUUUGGUGGUGCUGGAGGAUUCAGUCCAUACGGUUCGAGAAGUCCUGGAGGUUAUUCGCCUGCCAGUCCGUUUGGUACCAGUCCCAGUUCACCUGGCUUCUCGCCUACCGCAGGAUAUUCUCCCACUUCGCCGAUGUUUGGCGCCACCAGUCCUGGAUUUGGUCCGACAUCACCAUCCUUCUCUCCAGCGAGUCCAGCGUUUACCCCGACUUCGCCCGCAUACUCGCCGACUUCCCCUGGAUACCAAGCAUCGCCUACGUCGCCCAGCUAUUCUCCAACGUCGCCAAACUACUCACCAACAUCUCCUGCUUAUGGUUCACCGACGUCGCCAAGCUACUCUCCUACUUCUCCGGCUUUCAGUCCCACUUCACCUACAUCGCCUACCUCACCUGUAUAUAGUCCAACGUCACCUAUGUACAGCCCAACUAGCCCUAUGUAUGGUGGUAGUGGUAAUAAGCAGUCUCCAACGUCACCCAGCUAUUCGCCGACAUCACCAACUUACAGCCCGACUUCACCGACUUCACCGACCAGUCCAUCGUACUCACCGACGAGUCCGAUGUACAAUGCUUCUCCAAGAAGUCCCCAGGCUAGAUCGUCAUCUGUCACCAGCCCCCAAUAUUCUCCGAACAGUCCACAAUAUUCACCAACUUCUCCAAAAGAGGAUUGA
Messenger RNA from Rhinocladiella mackenziei CBS 650.93, 5283 nucleotides. RefSeq lists its product as uncharacterized. Gene Ontology annotation, molecular function: DNA binding. The record is from RefSeq and is a predicted model, not a curated record. Gene Ontology annotation, biological process: transcription by RNA polymerase II. The transcript has 3 exons. Gene Ontology annotation, cellular component: RNA polymerase II, core complex. Lineage: Eukaryota; Fungi; Ascomycota; Eurotiomycetes; Chaetothyriales; Herpotrichiellaceae. Bases 1 to 5283 code for a protein of 1760 amino acids.